Molecule: messenger RNA, 9525 nt
Organism: Acanthochromis polyacanthus (spiny chromis)
Lineage: Eukaryota; Metazoa; Chordata; Actinopteri; Pomacentridae
Gene: adam9a
Product: ADAM metallopeptidase domain 9
Exons: 24
Coding region: 383-2845 (820 amino acids)
Biological process (GO): proteolysis
Cellular component (GO): plasma membrane
Molecular function (GO): metalloendopeptidase activity
Source: RefSeq, a predicted model, not a curated record
CAUGAAGUGUGUCCUUUAGCUUGACUGGGGUUUUUCUUCGGUGUCUGCGGCUCUCUGAGGACUCUGAGGACUUUACUUGAGCUAACGGACACCGAGCCGCGGAUCUUUGUCUUUAACUCUCCGCACUGGACGCUCCGACUUAAGCCGCCCGCGUCCAGGAGCCGCCCGCCGGCUAACGGCCCCCAGGAGCACCGCUGCCCCCGGGACAGGCUGCCAUGGCUCGACCGAGGAAGAAAACUGCUGCUGAGUGUUUAGCUUGAAGCUCCGCGGGAGAAACACUGACAAGAACUACAACUAGAACUACAACACUAACUGCCCUGACUCUGAAAACACAGAGGAGGAAGAGGAGGAGGGCGGAGUGACAUUUAAUUAGAAGAUAAAGAUGAGGAUGGGAGGCAGAGAGGAGCUGAUCUGUUGUCUGCUGCUGCUGCUGUUGAGUGGAAACUCUGACUGCAGAGACUCCCGGCAGACCGAGCACCUGUCCUCCUACCAGCUGACCGUCCCUCGACCAAUAGGAGGCCGGCUGAGGAGGGACGCUGACGGAAGGCCGCCCAAUCAGGUCUCUUAUGUGAUCAGAGUGAAUGAAAACGAUCACGUCGUCCAUCUGGAGAGAAACGAGCUGCUGCUUCCUCCAGACUUCACAGUGUUCACCUACAGUCCAGACGGAUCUCUGCUGACAUCCAGACCACCUGUCCAGACCCACUGCCACUACCGAGGCUUCGUUCAGGAUGUCGACGGUUCAGCUGCUGCUCUGAGCAUCUGCAACGGCAUCAGAGGAGUGAUACAUCUCACUGAUGACAGCUAUGGUAUCGAGCCAUUAGACUCCGCCCCCGACCAGCACCUGGUGUACCGCCUACAGGAUGUGACAUCACAGCCCCGAGGGUGUGGAACGCUGCAUGACGAUCACGACCACAGCAACACUACGGAGCAUGCUCAGUACGGACCGGAGGAAAUCCACCACAGACAACACAGAAGGAUGAAGCGAGCUGUUCUCCAUCAGACUCACUAUGUGGAGCUGCUGCUGGUGGUCGACAACGACAGGUUCAACUACAUGAACAGGAACGAGACGGCAGUGAGGGACGAGAUGGUCCACCUGGCUAACUUCGUAGACAGUAUCUACAUGCAGCUGAACAUUCGGGUGGUCCUGGUCGGUCUGGAGAUCUGGACUCAGCAGAACCUGAUCAGUACCGACGGAGCAGCCGGAGAAGUGCUGAGUCGCUUCACACAGUGGAGGGAGAAGGACCUGGUGCCCCGACGCCGCCAUGACUCAGCACAACUCAUCCUGAAGAAGGCUUUUGGAGGAACAGCUGGGAUGGCGUUUGUCUCCACCGUGUGCUCCAGGAGUCAUGGAGGAGGAAUCAACGCGUUCAUCAACAACAACGUUCCUUCAUUCGCCUCCAUCGUCGCUCAUGAACUCGGACACAACCUGGGAAUGAACCACGACGACGGACGCAACUGCCAGUGCUCAGGGCUCUGCAUCAUGCACUCUGGAGCCACAGGAUCCAGGAACUUCAGCAGCUGCAGCGCUGAUGACUUUGAGAAGAUGAUCCUGUUGACCGGAGGAUCGUGUCUCCUGAAUGUCCCCCGACCAGACGAGGCCUACAGCGCCCCCUACUGUGGAAACAGGCUGGUGGACGUCGGGGAGGAGUGUGACUGUGGAUCAGAGAAGGAGUGUGAGGAGGAUCCCUGUUGUGAGUUCCAGACCUGUAAACUGAAGCCUGGAGCUCAGUGUGCUUAUGGAGAGUGCUGCUACAAGUGUCAGUACCGGCCAGGAGGAACGGUGUGUCGCUUCAGCACCGAUGAAUGUGAUCUACCUGAAUACUGCAACGGCUCCUCGUCCCUCUGCCAGAGCGACGUCUUUAUCCAGAACGGACAGCCGUGUAAGAAGCAGCAGGCCUACUGUUACAACGGGAAGUGCCAGCACUACGACGGACAGUGUCAGGCCAUAUUUGGAUCCAAGGCGAAGGCUGCUCCUGAAAUCUGUUUCAAAAACGUCAACAGUAAAGGAGAUCGCUUCGGCAAUUGUGGUUACCACAACUACGGCUACAAGAAGUGUGAGAGCAGAAACGCUUUGUGUGGGAAGCUGCAGUGCUCCAACGUUCAGACGGUAACGGUUUUCGGCAUCGAGCCGUCGAUCAUCAGCACGCCAAUCCUCGGAAGCAAAUGUUACGGAGUCGACUUCAUGCUGGGAUCAGACGUCCCCGACCCGGGGAUGGUUACCGAGGGAACCAAGUGUGGAGAGGACAAGGUUUGUAUGAACUUUGAGUGUCGCAACGUCGAUGUUCUGAACUACGACUGUGACGUGGAGAAGAAAUGUCACGGACACGGGGUGUGUAACAGCAACAGGAACUGUCACUGUGACGAUGGCUGGGCUCCGCCCUUCUGUGAGGUCAAAGGUUACGGCGGCAGUGUGGACAGCGGACCCACCUGGAACGAUAAAGACACGUCUCUGAGGGACGGGCUGCUCGUCUUCUUCUUCCUCGUCCUGCCGCUGAUCGUUCUGGGAGCCUUCGUCUUCCUGAGACGGAACGAACUGAUGAGAGCCAUGGGACUCAACCGGAGGAAGAGAUCACAGGGAUACCAGGCUGAUGGAUCGGCUGCAGCCAAUCCCGUCAGAGGUCCGCCUCCCAGAGUGCAGCCUCCAUCCGUUGCCCGGGGAAACGCCAGCAGCAUCGUCAGAGACGGGCAUCAAACUCAGCUGCUGCCACCAAAGGAGGUGGUGGAGACCAGCAGGUCGGCUCCUUCCUACUCUCUGAGGCCUCCUCCUCCUCCUCUAAAACCGAAACCUUCUGCUGCAUCACAGCCUCUGGUGCCUCAAAGACCCGCCCCCGCUCCACCUGUUUAACGACACCUGGACGACCCCUCUCCUCUCCUUUUCCACCUCAGUCCCUGCCCACUUACAGCUGGUCACCUAGCAACAGCCAGGAGAGGCUCUGUAAGCCAAAAUGGCUGCCAGCGGGCCCUGAGGUCUGCCGAGGCCGGACUACCAUCUGGACCGCCACACUAGUAAACCGGCCCAGUCGGACUGAACUGGGAAUUUACCAGAACCAACAGGAACGUAGUGGGGCUGAACUGAAGCAGCUACUGUUCUCUAUUCUUUCUUUCCUUCUUUCUGAAGUCCAUCCUGUGACACACCUUCACCUCUGAAACCAAACCAGCCAAUCAGAUUUCAUGUUGCUGCUCCCAUCAGCUGACCAAAUACCAGCAAGCAGCUUUGUUCAUCAUCACACACUGUUGUUCCAAGUGCUUUAAAAUCAAAACGUCAUGACAUAAACUGGUACGAAUCUGACACGAUAUUUUUAGCUGAUUGAGUAAAACAAUAGAAAAGAUAAAAAUAGAAAUAAAGAAAAUCUUGUAAAAGAUACAAUUUGAAACCAAAAAUAGUACAGACAAAUUGAUUAAAAUGCUCCUAGAUUUUAUACAAUAGUUGAAAAUGAUCGACUAAAACAGUGGAAAGAGACACUCCUCAUCAACUUUUUAUAUUCCAGCUGUAAAAAUCUGUUAUUCCAUUUUGUUUAGUCUGUGAGCUAACAAACACUUGUUAGCUUAUCUGUAGUUGUUAGCUGUAUCCGUACUCCUGCUAGCGUUAAAACCGUCCACUAUGUGGAUAGCUGACCAGUUAAUUAACUAAUGUUUCAUAGCUCACUGGCUGGCAGAAAGUCUUGAGCUAAUGCUAAUUUACCAUCUCAUCAUUUAUUACUCUGAAAAGAAGUUCUUACAAUUCACUAGCCAAUAUUUGCUGCAAUGUUAGUUAAUUACAACUGGCUAAUUAAGUUGUUGUUGAUAGCAGGCUAACAAGAUUAUACACAACUGCAUCCCAAAUACUGUCCUAAUAUUAGCAUUGCGACAUAUUCCCUCUAUGUUUAGCUAGUCAGUUUGUUAACUUAUUUAACCUCAUGAGCUAAUGCUAGGUAGCCUUUCCACCAGUUAAAAUGUGUUUUUGUCAGUCUUAUUGGCUUCUUUCACUUUUGAUCACUUUAAUUUUCCAAAUAGGAGGUGUUACUAAUACACAAAGCUAGUAAGCUAACUAGCUAACUAGCAUUUGCUAGCUAAUGGUGCAUGUACGUUCGCGAGGUUAUGAGCAAAUUCUUGUUAGCAAAUAUGUCCUUACAUGCUUCAGUCACACUGUAAAAUAGUCACUUUAUGUUUACCUUAUCAAUUUGUCAAGUCAUGUUUAAUAGCAUCAUUGCUAGUGCUAAUGCUAGUUAGCUUGAUCAGUAUUUGCAUUGUGUGACUUUGUAGUUACUACCCAACAUUUAUCACUUUUAUUUGCCAGCUAACAAUACUAGCAAGCUAAAGGGUCAUGAGAAAAUAUUUCUUAAUGAUAGCAGUAAAAUAUUUACUUCAUAUUUACAUAAACAAUAACUAAUAUUGACAAAUUAUGUGUUCAUGAGCCAAAGCUAGCCAGCUUUGCCACAAACUGUGUAGAUUGUCAGUCACUAUAAACAUUCAUUAAAUCAACAUUUUGUACUUCAGUCAUAAUAAAUGGUUUUAAUUCAUCCAGUGAACUAAUGCUGAGCUUUAAUGCUAACUCAAUACAGUUCUUGUGUCGUUAGCUAGCUAGCUUGCUGACAAACUUUUACUAGCAAAGAGCAAACGUGAAGAGAUUAUGAGUUGCUUCAGCAAUCUGCAAAUUUGAAACACUUUAAGCUGUUAGCCUCCAACAAAGGAGCUUUCUUUGGACAUUGAAUUUUGUGUUUCAACUGUGCAGUUUACAGACAUUAGAGAGAUUUAUCAGAUAUAUGUUGAUUUUUUUAUUUUUGCAAUAGAUCGUUGAUUUCAGACAGAAACAGUUCAUUCGUCUCAAACAGAAUCCACAUACUGUCCUAAGAAAAAGAAAAUUUCUUCUCAAUGUUCCAGAUGUUUAUCAGUUUGGGAAAAAGAGAAGCCAUCUUAAACAGGAAGUGACUAACUCUGCAACCAAUCGGCAGAUCCCUCGGCUAAAGGCAGGCUUAGCAGCAUAGCUAUGUCAUUUCGUUUGUCUAUUAAUGUUUGUGACGUUAUGAACUUUAGAACUCUGCAAUAAAAGUUUUACUAACAGGGCUAAUUACACAACAAUAAGGUUAAAUUAUGCUUUUAAGACGUAACUGUUACAACAGGUUGGCUUCCCUCUGAUUGGCUGGUUUGUAGACGGGGCGGGGUUUACACGUGGACACUUGUUUCUGUCUCUGAAUGAAGCACUGGUGCCAUCUGAUUGCACUUCCUUUCUGCUCUGCACUGUCAUAGGAAUGUAACGCACCUUCUGCUGCUGGGUGCGUUUGGUUUCACCACCUGGUUCGCCCGGCGGGUUCAGCUCCUCGUGUGGAUGUUUGUGGUACGUUGCUGUUCGAGGCUCUACAGGGAAGCACUUCAGCUUAUUUGCUCUCAAAUCUUGGAUGUUUGAUCCAUCUUCAAUCAGGAAAUAUGUUGGAGGAAUUGUGGGAAAUGUAGGCCAAGACUAGCAUAGGAUUACAGCCACACAUGCACCUCAGACAGGAUUUAAAGUUUAAAACACAGAAUCUGGCCUGAUGCAGGAGAUGGAACAUUCAGUAGGAACAAGAAGCAAAUAAGCACGAAUAAAUCUGCUAAGGAAACAGAAAAUAACACAUUUGAGAAUUUUCCUGAGAAUAUUCAGUUUUUAAAGAUCCCAUAUGGUGGCGCUCUUCAGCAAAUUUACCAAAGUCUCUGUUUCAGCUUCAAACACCUGAGAGACUAUGAGACCCCACGUUAGCCUACAGCAUGCUAACACUAAGCAUCCUCCUAUAGCUGUGGCUUAUGCUAAUGUUAGCCACAUUAGCCUACAGCAUGCAAACACUAAGGAUUCUCUUAUAGUUGUGGCUUAUGCUAAUGUUAGACACAUUAGCCUACAGCAUGCAAACACUAAGGAUUCUCUUAUAGUUGUGGCUUAUGCUAAUGUUAGACACAUUAGCCUACAGCAUGCAAACACUAAGGAUUCUCUUAUAGUUGUGGCUUAUGCUAAUGUUAGACACAUUAGCCUACAGCAUGCAAACACUAAGGAUUCUCUUAUAGUUGUGGCUUAUGCUAAUGUUAGACACAUUAGCCUACAGCAUGCAAACACUAAGGAUUCUCUUAUAGCUGUGGCUUAUGCUAAUGUUAGUUACAUUAGCCACAUAAUGUGCCAAAUCUAAGGAUUCUCCUAUAGCUGUGACUUAUGCUAAUGUUAGCCACAUUAGCCACAUAAUGUGCUAACUCUAAGGAUCCUGCUAUAGUGGAGAGACCAUCAGUAAUCUGGGUGUUAUCAGUGCAUGGAGACUCUUGUGUUCACUCUAACAGCAGAACAUUUGGUGAGUUUGUUGACAUUUACAAGUUCAUCAGAAGUAGCUGUUGGAAGUAAGCAAAGCUGGUGGACUGAGAGGCUCAUUCUGAUUGGUUCACCUGAAGGCAGUGAGGGGGUGGGGCUAUAAAAAGCUGGAUCCUUAUUGAUUAAUUAAAAAGACAUUUCCACCCCAUGGGACCUUUAAAUUUUCUCACUCCAGAAUCCAGUCUGAAAGGGACUUGAAGCUAGAAUUAAGAAAUGACACGGAUCCUUUCUCAUCUUUUGGCCUCGUUCUCAUGUUAGAACUAAAAAUUUUUCUGAAAGUGUUUUCCAGAGUGUAGAAAGACUUGACUACAUCAGUAUUUUAAACACUAAAUGUGGUAAACUUUUCUCGACAAAUCUGUUCAUUUCAGUGUCAGAAGGCGUCCUGACUGACUAAUGCUUAUGGGUCAGCUGCUACAUUAGCUUAGCUUAGCAUCAGGUCUGGAAACAUCUCCGCUGGUCGACUAUAUUCCGGAUUGAAAUUAAAUUUGUGUUUAAUCUGCUGAACUUCCCGGACUGAAGGUGUGAAAAUAACCGGUUAAACUCUCAGAUCAUCACUGGAUCAGCUGCAGUAACGUCCUGAAGCCUCUCUAUCGCCACCUGGCUGUGAGGAGGGAAAAGGAUUCAGAACUUUCGGUUUCUGUGAAGCUUUAUGCUGCAUUUCGCAACAGGUUUUAUUCAAACCAGGGAUUUUUACACCACCAAACGUUCCUGUUUCUGCUCCAAUGAAAACAUCGAGUUUAGAAUCUUUUAAUUUCCUGUUUUGAGGAUCAGAGCAGGUCACUGUCAGGGUCAUUUAGUGCCAUUUGAUCGUUUUCAUGCCAAAAGAAAAAGUAAUUUAACAUUCAGAGUUCAGCCUGAGAAAAGAGACGACAGUUCAGGAGUUAUUUAAAGAGCUGAAGGCAGCUGAAGCAUCAGGUUACAGUCAGCUGCUCCGUGUUCAGAGCAAACCUUUAAGAUUCUGAGUCCAGAGAAAACCACUGAUCUCAUGUCGGGACUCAAACCAGUGCGGAAAUUCUAAAAUCAAAUCAAGUAUAUUUUAUUCCAUUGCACUUUUUGAAAGUUAACCAAAGUCCUGCACGUAAAACAGGAAACAACAAUGAUAUGGGCGAAAAGCAAAACAGGAAGCAGAAUAAAAGGUUGUGCAAUCGAUUAAUAUAAAACUAAAUAAACAGGACACAGCUUAGAAGAUGAAUUUAUAUUUUCUAUAAAAUAAAUGCAAACUACUAAAAGACACUUUACUGUUAGAGAAUUAACUCAUGUUUAAUAGCUCACCAACUAUCUAGCGCUGAAAAUCUUGAGCUAAUGCUAAUUUAGUAUCUCAUCAUUUUUUACUCCGAAAAGAAGUUCUUAUAAUUCAGUGUUAAUUACAGGUGGCUAAUUACGGGACUUUUGGUAGCAAACAACAAUAGCAGGCUAACAAGGUUAUACACAACUGCAUCCCAAAUACUAUGCUACUGCUAGCAUUGUGACAUAAUUCCUAUGUGUUUAGCUAAUCAGUUUGUUAGCUUGUUUAACAUCAUAAGCUAACGCUAGGUAGCCUUGCCACCAAUUAAAAUGUACCUUUAUCACUCGUAUUGGCUUCUUUUAUGUUUGCUCAAUUUAGUUUUCAAAAUAGGAGAUGUUGCUAAUAAACAAAGCUAGUAAGCAGACUAGCUAACUAGCAUUUGCUAGCUAAUGGUAGCAAAUGCUAGUAUUUGUUAGCAAAUCUGUCCUUACAUGCCACAUUACCACUGUAAAAGAUUCACUUUAUAUUUACUUUAUCAGUUUGUCAAGUCUAGUAUGCAUAAGCUAAUGCUAGUUAGCCUUGUCAAUAGUCGCAUUGUGUGACUUUGUACUUACCGCCCGACAUUUAUCAUUUUUAUUUACCAGCUAGCAACAUUAGAAGGCUAAAGGGUCAUGAGUAAAUGUUAUAUUUAGAAACAUAAAUAAGGUAUAAACUAUGAAAUGGGGAAAUUCAACUUUUAUUGAAGAUACACUGCGGUUAGACGUCUCAUUUAAAAUGCAGCGACACAAGAAAACUGCAGAUGGAGACACAAACAAGGAGCCUGAAUGAGAAUAAAAAUGAGUCCAGUAAUCAAACCAUUCAUUGGGGCAUGCAAAUGUGAAAAGCCAGCAGCAGGAAGUAAAAGGAGAUGAAAUCAGAAACGUGACUUUCCCUCUGGAUAUAAAUGUUGUUUGUCUGCUGAUGUUUGGAGGUUUUCAGGUGUUAUGCAGUUUUAAAAUGCUUAUAAAUUUGUAUACUUCUGCUUCUACAGUCUACUUACCUCCUGCAAGGUUUAGUUUAUAAAUAAAACUAGAAGUCUGUGAGGAUUUUUUAAUAUUCAUUUCUUCAGCAGGAAUCACUGCAGAGCUGAACGUCUGAAGAAUCAUUGCUGGUUUGAGUCCGAACAUGAGAUUUAUUUAAAAAUCUAUGAAAUUAAAGGUUUAUUUCCUUUAAUGAGGGUUGGUGAUAGCAGGAUUUGAACCCUGAGUCAAGUCUUUCAGGUGCAGAGAACCUGAGCAGGACUGUGGUGGAAAAUAACCGAGUUUCACAUGAAUCAUGAAAAACAUCAAAUAAUUAAAAGAUAACGUAAUAUUUUACAUUAAAACAUUCAUCAGAAUAUAAUUGAAAUCAGCUAAAGCUUCCCUCAUAAAUGCAUCAGUAAUUACAGCCCAUAAUUAUGAAACACAUGAAUCUAUAACGGUCGAAUCUGCACAUGGAAGACUUCCACUUCUUGCCAAUACUUGUGUACUUUUACUUCAUUAACAGAGUAUUUCAGAGUAAAAUUUUUGGUGUCGGUGGUUUGGAUGCAGCCUGAGAGGUCAAACUCAGGGCUGAACACAAACUCAAUGUUAAACCUGUGUUCAUGUAUGAGGUGAGUGAGGCGACACCGUGGCAACGCAAAGCCUCAUCACCCUUUUCUAUUACGAUAAAUGAUUUUAUAUAGGGUAUUUCCUUUUAUUUUGCUAUUGUAAUUCAGCUUUCUGUGGUAAUCCAGCAUCUCACACGACUUCGUUAAGUGUUGCUGUGUAACGUGGGUUUUUAUGAUUUAAAGCUAAAGACGUGGAGGUUUCCGUCGUUGCAGGUUACUAUGGCAACAGUGGUGAUGCUGCGUUCAGGUGCUGCUCGCUGUAAAAGCCAAAAUGACGUUCCUCCAGCUUCAGGCGAUAAUCUGAUGAACUUUAUUCACACUGAUUGUGGCGGUGUUGGUUGGGAGACUCAAUAAAGAUGAACAGAAAUGUUG